AAAUCAAUAUAUUCAUCGCUCUGCUCAGAAUCUAAAAUAAAUGUAUAGAACGAGAAUUUAUGAAUUAUUCUGUUUGAAACGUUUUAAUCGUAAGUGUAAGUACCUACAUAUAUACCAUAUGUCCAUAUAUAUCUAACUAAUCAGAAACUGAGCUAUAAUAUGAAUAUUAAAACGCUAAAAAAAUAUUAAUUGGUUCCAAAUUAAAAAUACCACGCACUAAAUUGAUGGAAAUGUAUUAAUAAGUACCUACCUAUAAUUAAGAAUUAUUAUACGAAUUGUCUACUAAUCACUCGUACCGUUACGGACACUAAUUUUUUUUUCAAGUUUAGAAUUCUGGAGUCAAUUGACAAUAGCACCCGCAAAUGGAAAUUAGAUUUUUGGCGGUUAUACUUGAGUUAAAAAGUUUGAGUUCAUGGUUAUAAGUUAUUGAAAAUUCGUUACUAAUUAGUGAAACCAUUUUUGUGCUAACAUUUUUACUUUGUGGUGCUAGAGUCAGUGACCCUUAAACAAUAGCCAAGAAAAAAUUACCUUUUAUAAGUGUCGUAUAUUGUAGACAGUCGUCACUGUAAUAUUAUUUAAUGUAAACAUAUUACAUGUACAAAUAAACUUAGCAAUUUAGAUAUUAAUAUAGGUCAAUGAAGCAAGAUGUGCUGAGGCAGCAAAAACUAUUUUACUUUAUAACACCGCCGUACGCGCAGGCACGGGCAGUCCCGUUGUCGCUGAGUGAUUCGGCGAUAACGCAGGUACGACGAUCGAACGUGUGAAACGUCGAUCAUAGUACGGACUAGGCGAUCUAAAUUCGCUAAGUAUUUUGUUUAUGUUUGUUUGAAUUUAAUAAAAGUGUUUCCGACCAUCAAAACUCGAGUUGAAUAUUAUUUUAGUCAUUCUUAAGUUCUUACCUUUCAUAGGAACAGCGCCGGGAUACGUACUAUGUGUCAAUGAGGUUUUAUUAAACUGAAUAGUGCCAAGGUCUCCAAUAUCAGUAGUGCACCCCGGCCACCCUAGACUUACAUCCUGCAUUGCAGACCAUGACGUCGCGACUCGUGGUCGUUUUCCUUGCGUUUUGCACGUGGCCAGCGGUGCUCCUGCAGUGGACGCCUGCCGGUGCUUCGAACAUUCUGGCGGUGCAUACGAUUCCGGGUAAGACCCACUGGAACGUGAUGCGGAGCGUGCUGCGGGCGUUAACUGAGGGCGGCCACACAGUGACUGUCUUCACGCCGUUCAUAGACGGUGACCGGGAUGGUUACACGGAGGUGGACGUUUCUGAUGACCUGGAGGUGAGGGUGGGCAUAAACAUAUCGGUCAUUACGAGUACCCAGACCACGCGAACGGUGAUCGCAUACAUCGUGAACACGACAAGGACCAACUGCGGAGUCGUAUUCGAUCACCCGCAAAUGCAAGAGGUCUUGGGUGGCCGUUCGCAGUUAUUUGACGUGGUGUUCGCUGAUGCCAUCUGGUCGGAUUGCGUGUCGUAUGCGGCCACCGUUCUACGCGUACCCGCCAUUUACGUCGUUCCGUCGCCGAUCGUCACGUACACGGAGCGUUCGUUCUUCGGCCAAGUUUCCAAUCCCGCGGCUGUCUCCAACGUGCUGUCCAAGUUCGCUGUUCCCAAAACCUUCGCCGACCGUUUCGCUAACGCGAUGCAAACGGUUUACGGUUCGUGGCUGUUGUGGAGCGACGAACGGAGGCUUCGGCAAUCCGACCCGCGACCGUUCGACGCCGUAGACCUGGUCAGACCGUCGUUGACUUUUACCAAUACGCACUUCAUCACCGAACCGUCAAGACCACUGACACCGGACAUCGUGCAAAUAGGCGGAAUACAUCUGACUCCGCCAACUCCGAUACCAAAGGACAUUUUAGAAUUUAUUGAGAACGCGCCUCACGGAGUGAUUUACUUCACGUUCGGUUCGGUGGUUUCGAUGGCGUCGUUUCCGGAAAGUAUCCAGAGCGCUUUCAGAGAAGCUCUCGCUCGUGUUCCACAAAAGGUGCUGUGGAAAUAUGAAGGCGAAAUGACUGACAAACCGAAAAACGUAAUGACGCGGAAAUGGUUUCCUCAACGUGAUAUACUUAUGCAUCCCAAUGUCAAACUGUUCAUAAGUCAUGGAGGCAUAUCCGGAGUGUACGAAGCUGUGGACGCGGGUGUGCCUGUACUCGGAUUUCCGUUUUUCUACGACCAACCCAGAAAUAUUGACAAUCUGGUCAACGCCGGGAUGGCGUUAUCUAUGGAUUUGUUGUCUGUUACCGAAGAAACGUUGUUAAACGCCGUUUUACAGAUUGUCAACGAUGAAAACUAUCGGAAAAACGCUAAAAUCGCUUCAGAACGGUUCAAAGACCGGCCCAUGUCAUCCGCAGACUCUGUGGUUUACUGGACUGAGUACGUAAUACACCAUCAUGGAGCGCCACAUUUAAAAUCUCACACACUGAAUCUGUCGUGGUAUCAAUAUUUUUUGGUUGAUGUAAUGUUCACAUUAUUAUGUAUUGUGCUUAUCGUUUUGUUCCUAGGUUAUUAUUGCCUAAAAAUUAUCUAUAAACAAUUAUUUCAAUAUUUCAAUUAUAUAAAAGCGAAACGUGAAUAAAAUACAAUUACAUAGAUAAUAGUAAUAUACCUACUUAUUUUAUUAAAUAAUUUUCUUAGA
Molecule: messenger RNA, 2636 nt
Organism: Acyrthosiphon pisum (pea aphid)
Lineage: Eukaryota; Metazoa; Arthropoda; Insecta; Hemiptera; Aphididae
Product: UDP-glucuronosyltransferase 2B1
Exons: 5
Coding region: 1029-2576 (515 amino acids)
Molecular function (GO): UDP-glycosyltransferase activity
Source: RefSeq, a predicted model, not a curated record